Stomoxys calcitrans (stable fly) is the source of this 5473-nucleotide messenger RNA. It is a transcript of the gene salr, whose product is annotated as sal-like protein 3. The coding region runs from base 948 to 5252 and encodes 1434 amino acids. Gene Ontology annotation, biological process: regulation of transcription by RNA polymerase II. Gene Ontology annotation, molecular function: RNA polymerase II cis-regulatory region sequence-specific DNA binding; DNA-binding transcription factor activity, RNA polymerase II-specific. The record is from RefSeq and is a predicted model, not a curated record. The transcript has 8 exons. Lineage: Eukaryota; Metazoa; Arthropoda; Insecta; Diptera; Muscidae. Gene Ontology annotation, cellular component: nucleus.
UGUUUAUAACAAGCAUAAUUUCAAGACACCUUUCUAGAGGUUAUAAAAAAAAUUUUAGAGGUUAUAUCAGUAGAGCUUUGGUGCAGCAGGAGUUAACUUAACACAACAUCUCUCCAGUGGAUUUUCUAAGGACCUCAUGAAAGUGUAAAAAACGAACGAUGAAAGAACAUUUCCAAUAGCAAUAAAGGAAACAAGUGUGAACCAACGUAGAAUGGCUAGUAACGAAACCAUGCAUAAGACCAACAACACAAUUAUUGCAAGCGUAAAGCCAAAGGAUUGAGAGAAAAGUUUGAAAAAUAAAUUAAAAUUAAAAAUUUUCGAAUAAAGUGACAAAAAGGAAGUUUAAUGAGCUCUUAUAACAGAUAUCUUUGAAAUAUAGUGAAAAAAAAAAACAAAAUUGUAUAAUAUUAUCAUUAGUGCAAUUCAUAAAAUAUGGUUGGUAGUGCCAAAUGCCCAUGAUGCCCUAACAAAGUUUUCAUCAUCUUUUUCACAAAAUGAAAAGCCGCCGCUGACCAAACAAAAACCGCGUACGUGAGUGACAUCAACUUGCUGCAAACGGCAAUGUGUGAAUGUGGUGCGUGAGCCGCAUUGCGUGCGUUCGUAUAUCAACUUAGGCCUGCCUCGCCGAUUCUAUCGUCGCUGCGGUCGCCGUCACCGUUACUGCUAGCCCCCAUAAGCUAAACAGCUAUUAAAAUUUGCUGCUACAAAAAUUAUUAAAAAAAAUCAAAAAAAUUUUUAAAUACAAUCGUUAACAGUCUAAAAUUGAACAAGUUUUUUGAAAAAAGCCAAUUGCCGUCGGCAAAUAAAAUAAAUGUUUUCAACCAUCCAAUUAAAUGACAAUGCCUCGUGAUACAUUUUAAUGGAUUAGCAGCCAAAAUCGAAGAUUAAGAUUCCAUGGAACAUCAACAUAUUCUAACAUAGAUAUACAACCUCUAGAAAUUGGCAUAAUGUGUUCGAUAUUCCAUAAUCGUAUAAACUAUCGUGGCACACCCAGCAAUUCACCGGGCAGCCAACCAACACUGACCAAAGAUUUAGAUCCAGAUAGCAAUAACAAUGAUAACGAUAGUACCAUAAUGUCCCGUAAAACGGAAACACCGGUAGAUGAGCGCGAAGGUAAUCCCAAGACACCGGGGACACCUGAGAUAAGUCCAACCUCCAAACAGGAUCAUAUCCACAAUGAUGAUGAAGAUGCCGCAGAACUUGACGAAACGGAAACUACAAAUAAGGAGGAGGCAUUGGAUUUAACGAUACUUCAACCGAAUGGUUUGUCCGCUAAGGGACAUGUUGCGCUGGAGGCCUUACAACAUACCAAAGUAGCUGUGGCUCAAUUUGCUGCCUCAGCAUUGGCCAGCUCCCAAUACUUUGGGGAGAGACCUUCCGAUCUGACUGCUAUACUGAAUGUGCAGCGACAACAUUUGAUGCAAUUACAAUUCAUACAACAUUUACAAAGUCAAUUGAAGGGAAGAGCUCAAAGGGAAGAUAUGGAUGCCGAAGAGAAUGACGAUGCUGAGGAUAUGACCCAUGCCGAUGCCGAAGCUGUUGGCAAGGAUGAAGACGAAGAAUUUUUCGAGCAGGAACCAUAUCAAAGCGAAUUGGAUUUGAGUCAAAGCAAACGAAAAGAGAAACAUAAUGCAGGCAAAGUGAUGACGCAGAAUAAUGGCUUGAGAUCUCCAAAAGUUGCUAGUGAAGAGAAAUCAAAGACUGACCAAGAAAUUAGUAAAAGUUCCAAGGAUAUAGAGGACAAAGUGCAAUCGCCUCAUUAUCAGCCUCUGCUGAGUGGCAUCAGUUCCUCUUUGGCCUCCACCAUUAUAACCAAUCAUGAUCCCAUACCCCCGCCCAAUGAAACCAACUGUCUGGAAAUGCUGCAGCGCCGCACCGAGGAAGUGCUGGACUCGGCCUCCCAGAGUUUGCAUGCCUCCCAAAUGCAAGAGGAAUUCGAAUAUUCACAAAAAGAUGGCCAAGGAAGGGGAGAAAUCUUCAAGCAUCGCUGCAAAUAUUGUGGCAAAAUAUUUGGUUCCUUCUCGGCCUUGCAAAUCCAUUUGAGAUCGCACACUGGCGAACGGCCAUUCGUUUGCAAUGUGUGCGGCAGCAAAUUCACUACAAAAGGCAAUCUGAAGGUACACUACCAGAGACACACGCAAAUCUACCCGCCCAUCUUAAUGCCUCCUGGAGUGGGCCCACCAUUGGAAAUGCCACCCGCAAUGAGUCCACAUGGACCGCAACCUCCCCCACCACCACCUCCCCCCAUUGCGGGGGGAAAUAUGAAUCAUAUGCCUGUGCGGUUGCCCUUCAGCGAGAAGACUUUGCCCAAGGAGACAAUUGAAGUUGUCGAGGUACCAGAAGAAACCAAAGAACAUAUUGAAGAAAAGGCCGAGGAACACCCUAAAGAUCUGCGGCCAGAGAGUUCCAAAUCCAGUGAAGAUCACCCGCAAGACUUAAGUAAGCCAGCAAAGGAGGACGAAGUCAAGUCCAAGCCAUUGGUAAGGGUUAGAACACCCCAAGCCCUCAUGGAACCCUCAGGCUUGGAAACUCAAGCAAAUGAUAAGAAUGAACGACCUGCUUUAUCGGUGACACCCAAGCGCUCAAUUUCUCAAAGAAAACGCAGCUCCAAUAGUGGCACUCCACCACAGGAUCACAGAAAGGGCUAUCCCCCCACUACAGAGAGUGAUAUUGCCGAGCAUCAUCUCUCCAAACAUUAUCGCAGAUCCUCUCUCAGCCGCCAGAGCAGCUUGGAGCAUCUCGGUGGGGACUUUUGCCAAGUCGAAGCUUAUGUAGACAAGUCGUGGGAGGACCUCAUUGAGAUAGAUACCACAUCGGAAACCUCUAAACUUCAGCAGCUGGUAGAUAAUAUAGAAAACAAACUCACCGAUCCCAAUCAAUGCAUAUUUUGCCAAAAAGUCAUGUCUUGCCGUAGUUCCCUGCAAAUGCACAUACGAACCCACACCGGCGAAAGACCUUUCCGUUGCAAAAUCUGUGGUCGAGCUUUUGCCACAAAGGGGAAUCUCAAAGCCCACAUGAGUAUUCACAAAAUUAAGCCUCCCAUGCGUUCACAGUUUAAGUGUCCCGUGUGUCACCAGAAGUUCUCCAACGGAAUCAUACUACAGCAACACAUACGCAUCCAUACCAUAGAUGAUGGAUCAGGAGGGGGCUCUGGCCAAUUAGGAGCGGGUGCCUCCAGCGAAAUGGCGGCAGCAAUUGCUGAACACAAUCAACGCAUACGUGCCCAUAUGGAAGCCGUCAUUUUGGAAGAUCAGAAUUCGAAUAAGUCUUUGGGAACUUCGGAAAAUUUCGACUUUUCCACUACAUCAGAAUACUCGGGUCAACGUUCAGAGUCAUCACAGGGGGAUUUCGAUGAGUACAUGACCAUGGAGAGUACCGAUGACUCCCGCGAGAAUACUUCAUCACUGACACCGCUAGAUAAACGUCAGUUUGAGGAUGCGGAUGACAAAAUGGAUGGCAUGGAUAGCGCGGACUCGGUAUCACAGGCCAUAGACUUAACAUCGCGCAAUGGCACAUCCCAGCAUGCGCAACGAGCUUUAGAACACUUUCCCCAUUUAAUGGGAAUGCCACCAAAUCUCUGGUUAAUGGCUGCUGCCAGAGAGGAAAUACAAAAUCUCGGUAAUCAGGGGAAGUUUCCAUUGCUGCCCUUUGGACCGCUAGGAUUUAUGGGUUUGCCACCGCAGGCCCAUAUCUGCCAAUUGUGCUUUAAACUGUUUCCCAAUCCAACAGCCCUGGAAACGCAUUUUCAAACUGAACAUACCAAAGAGGCGGCCAACAGAAGCACGCCACAUUCUUCGGGAAGCGGUGGCAGCAACAGCAAUGUUGCUCCAGCAUCUAUCGAUGGCGAGAUAUCAAAUGCUGUCGAUAGUCAUGUGACAACCGCAGAGGAUAAGAAUUCGAAUGUUUCCAGCAGCAGAAACAACAACAACAACAAUAGCAACACCUGUGAUGCACCAUCUGCAAUUGAGGCGCCCUUGUUUGACAACAAAUCUCCCCUAAAACCAAAUCAUUUUCACAAUUAUGAACAUCAAACUCCUGAAAAUGCCAACAGGGAUUCCAGAAGGUCACCCUUUACACAAAGAACCAGAAGCAGCAAUGACUGUGGCAGCCGUACGACUCCAACUAAAUCUCCGAGUUUGGAAGAAAUUAGGCAACACAUUAAAACGGAACCCUUGAUGGGGACCGAUGAGCCUGCAAAGUGUCAGCAGAGUUUAGAAGAAGCUGAAGAUGAUGAAGAGGCGGGUUAUCGAACAACUUUGACACCGCCAUCACACCACAGUUAUGCACAGCAUGCUGGCACCAACACAUUAAUGCCGCCUCAAUCCGAUGCUUCCGAACAUUCACUAAUGAAAAUGCAAAUGCUAACCACAAUUCCCCAUCAAUUUUCGACCUCCCAUUCAACGAUGUCACAACAUCACAUAGAAGCUCAUCGUUUUCCUGCAACCCCCUUGGAUUUUCAACAAGCUCUAAUGUCGGUGGGGCCACCAACUUCGAGUUUGGAUCCCCCAGUGAAUAACAAGCAUUUUUGUCAUAUCUGCCGGCGAAACUUCAGCUCCAGUUCAGCUUUACAAAUACACAUGCGGACGCAUACUGGCGACAAGCCAUUCCAGUGUAAUGUAUGUCAGAAGGCCUUCACCACAAAAGGCAACCUGAAGGUACACAUGGGAACACAUAUGUGGACAAAUCCCACAUCACGCAGAGGUCGCCGCAUGUCAUUGGAACUGCCAAUGCAUCGGCCAGGAGGAAAUAUGGCUAACGAAAACGAAUUCCUGCCCAGAAGACCGGAUAUAUUCUUUCCCUAUUUGCCACCUUUCUUCAAUGGUCUGCCACCCAAGCCCGGUGAACUGAAUGCAGCGCCACCAUUUCCGCCACACAUCAACUCACCACACAUGUCCAAUGGUACAGCGGGACCGCCCAAAUAUCCACCUCCCGGUUUGCCUUUGGGAUUUCCACCAUUCCUACAGCCACCCUAUGGUUUUAACCCCAUGUUAGGCCAGGCGCAUCUGGAGCGCCCAAGCAAUGCGAAAACCCCCAUAUCCAACGACGAUGAAAUCACAAUUGAACCAAAGAACCCACAUCACAAUACCAGCGCAAGAGAUGUAUCAUCACCCCCUCUGCAGAGGACGCCGCCCCUGGAAAAGGAUGAUGCUGCCGCGCUGUGGAAUCCCAUGAUGAAAAUAAAAACUGAAAACAAUCAAAAUGAUAUUAAUCAUCUCCUAGAUCAUAACAAUGAAACCAGUAAUCAAGAUUAGUCUCCCAAGGCAUGAGAUCCAGCAAGGGAUUGCAUAGCAUAGCAUAGUUUUAACUGGAUGGCAAUUUACCGCAUAGAGAUAUAUUGACAUAUAAGAAUAAUUAUAUAUAUACUAUACAUAUUAAAUACAGGAUAUAAGAGAAUCUAUAUAUACAUUUGAAAUAUGAUUGAAAAUCAUGGUUUUUAAGGAGUACAUAUCUUACAGCAUAAACUUCCCCCCCC